This is a messenger RNA of Manduca sexta (tobacco hornworm), 718 nucleotides long. Its product is annotated as juvenile hormone epoxide hydrolase-like. Gene Ontology annotation, biological process: epoxide metabolic process. The coding region runs from base 104 to 703 and encodes 199 amino acids. Gene Ontology annotation, molecular function: epoxide hydrolase activity. The transcript has 4 exons. NCBI's taxonomy places the organism in Eukaryota, Metazoa, Arthropoda, Insecta, Lepidoptera, Sphingidae. The record is from RefSeq and is a predicted model, not a curated record.
GUGGCUCAUUCACAAUCAUUCUUCAGUAUGUGGUGGUUGGUCUUGUUAGCAGUAGGAGUUGGUGCGGACUUGCCCACGUUGGACAACACCAAAUGGGGGUGUGAUGAUGGCCCUGAGGGGGAGAUCACGCCGUUCAAAAAUCACAUUUGAUGAUGAGAUGAUAGCUGAUCUGCGCAUGCGUCUCUCCAACCACCGCCGCCCUGUUCCAACGUUUGAAGGCGUGAACCAUCGCUACGGGUUCAAUUCCUACGACCUGGAGCGCUGGAUACAGUACUGGAGAGAGGAGUACGACUUCAAGAAACGUGAGGAGGCGCUCAACAAGUACCCUCAGUACAAAGUCAGGGUGCAGGGACUGAACAUACAUUUUAUUAAAGUGGAACCGGUGAAUAAAACCAAGAGGAAAGUCACACUGCUACUCCUUCACGGAUGGCCAGGAUCCAUCAGGGAGUUCUAUGACGUCAUCCCAGGCUUGGUAGCUGACCACGACUCCAGAGACUUCGCGAUUGAAGUCAUCAUUCCCAGCUUACCUGGAUUUGGGUUUUCUGAUGCUGCCUGUAUCCCCGGUCUAGGAGGGGUUGAAAUGGCAGUCGUGUUGAGAAAUGCGAUGAAGAUCUUGGGAUACGAAAAGUAUAUAGUCCAGGGGGGUGACUGGGGAUCUUACAUCGGAUCUGCUAUGACCACAAUGUACCCUAAGGUAAGGUAACUGAAACUAAUAAAU